Messenger RNA from Dendronephthya gigantea, 2356 nucleotides. RefSeq names its product glycine betaine transporter OpuD-like. Gene Ontology annotation, molecular function: transmembrane transporter activity. Gene Ontology annotation, cellular component: plasma membrane. Gene Ontology annotation, biological process: nitrogen compound transport. The record is from RefSeq and is a predicted model, not a curated record. The transcript is spliced from 2 exons. Bases 101 to 2278 code for a protein of 725 amino acids. Lineage: Eukaryota; Metazoa; Cnidaria; Anthozoa; Malacalcyonacea; Nephtheidae.
CCAAAUGAUUGUACUAUCAUAAUAGAGUCAGAGCGACUGAGCGACAUAACGUUGCGUAUUCGACACUACUGUGAAUGAAAGCGUACGUAUAACAGUUGAAAUGGAAAACGCUAACAAUGAAGAAGCACAAAGCAAAUAUCACUCAUUCGAAGCAAAAGUGGGGCCUGUUAGAAUAUCUAUAAACCCGGUCGUGACAAUACUAUCAGCUCUGAUUAUAUGGGGUUUCGUAAUUAUUUGUAUGAUCAUGCCAAGUGAUGCGAUGAACGCAAUGAACUCAGCUAAAAGUUGGAUUACCACGACGUCGACGUGGUUUUACGUGGGAACUAAAAACAUUUGGCUCGUCUUCGUACUUUUCAUCUUAUUUUCCAAACACAGUAAAACUAAGUUAGGAAAGGACGACGACGAGCCAGAAUUCAGCGAUAUGACAUACUUCACAAUGUUGUUCGCUGCAGGUGUUGGAAUUGGAUUGUUUUACUUCGGAGUUGCAGAACCUGUCAUUCACUAUGAAACGCACAUGCCUUACGCAAAUCGUUACUGGGGAAGGUAUAACGAUAAUCAAAGAUCCCGAGAUGCGAUGAAUAUUACAUUGUUCCAUUGGGGAUUGCAUGCCUGGGUUGUCUAUGUCAUAGUUGGCCUGCUGCUGGCGUACGUUGGUCAUAGACAUGGUCAACCAAUGACUGUGCGCUCAUGCUUCUAUCCUCUUCUGGGUGAUCAGGUAAAUGGCAUAGCAGGUGAUCUAAUCGACACGGUUUCAGUCGUUGGUACAAUGUUUGGUGUCUGCACCUCUCUCGGACUGGGUGUUAUCACCUUAAACAGCGGUCUUCAUCGCCUCAUUAGCAGUAUCGAGGAUGAAAAUCAAACUGCCAGAAUUAUCAUUAUUUGGGUUAUUACUGCAAUGGCUACAAUAUCCGUUGUUUCUGGUCUGAAAGUUGGCAUUCGUCGCCUCAGCGAGAUUUGUUUUGGUCUUGGAAUGUUUCUGAUGCUUUUUGUAUUUUUCCGUGGAGGCACCUGGUAUUAUUUGAACGUUUAUGUGCAAGGAAUUGGUUACUACUUGCAAUACGCAAUAGAAGUUAGUUUUCAUACUGAUGCCUACGCACAAGAAGGGAAUGCUCCGGAUGGCAAGGAAUCUCCUACGUGGAUGAAAGAUUGGACGAUAUUUUAUUGGGGAUGGUGGAUAUCAUGGUCACCGUACAUUGGCAUGUUCAUCGCGAAGAUUUCGAGAGGUAGAACCAUCAGAAAUUACCUAAUGUGUACCAUGACCGCACCAAUUCUUUACACCUUUUUAUGGUUCAGCAUUUUCGGUGGGGCAGGAUUGAACUUGGAAAGAGAAGCAGCGCUCGCCGGGAUCAACUGCUCUUCGCCGCUCGGAGGUAAACUUGCCAAUGAGCCGUACGACGGCAUGUACCGAUUAUCUUGUCGCACCAGUGCGCAGAUGUUUUUUGAUCUAAUGCAAAGCUUCAACGACAGACUGACUCCCUUUCUCCACGUGGUAUCUCUCGUGAGUAUAACAUUGUAUUUUGUAACGAGUUCUGACAGUGGUUCCUUGGUUAUUGAUUGUCUUUCGGCUAAUGGUAGCGACAACCCACCUGUGAUACAACGAGUUUUCUGGGCUGUCACUGAGGGAGCGUGUGCAACAGGAUUGCUCCUUGCGGGAGGUACUGACGCUCUGAAUGCUCUUCAAACUGUUUCCGUAGCUGCUGGGCUACCGUAUACUGUCAUCGUUUGCUUCAUGUGUGUUGCUCUCUGGGAAGCAAUUUCAACCGACAAGAAGCCCGAAAAAAAGAGCAAUGCAUUCCUGACUGGUCUAUUUCACGUGUUCACUUUCCCGCUUUCCUCGCAGAAGUUGCUUGAUUUUGCCAUCGCCCUAACAAUUCCAUGGUUUCCAGCAGGACGCGCAUCCACGAAGCCAGGUGGUCGAAAAAUUUCCACCCAAAUGAUAUCAUUGGCGGUACUUUUUUAUUCCUUCAUCAUACUACUCAUUCUGAAAAAAGUUGAGAACGACAUAAUAUACUUCGGAUGGGUCGUGUUGAUGGGAUACUUUGCCUUCGUUACCGCAAUUCGUGCAAACAUCAGGCAGACCUAUAAAAUUGAUGGGAAUAUGGUUCUGGACUUUCUGGUUGUUAUGUUUUUACAUCCAUUUGCGGUUGAUCAGAUGGACAGACAAGUCCUUUACGAGCGCGCCAAAAAAGAUGACGAAAAUUUUGGUGCAGAGUUGGAAGAUCUAAGAAGAUAUGAGGUAGAAAUAGAAGAAAGGGAAACAUUCAUAAAAAAGUCUUAAAUGGAUUAUUUUUGAAAUGCUAUAUAGGUUAUAUUAAUUUAUUAAUUCGUAAUAACUUUCAAGGGAUAAAAAUAACAA